CCUUGGUGGUGCAGACUGGCUGGACAGCCUCGUCAUACAUAAGAAGAACAUCCUACAACCGGCUGAACACCAUCACAACGAAACGAACCAUCAAUUCACAUUCCGACACGAUCUUUCUAGCAUCAUCCGUCCUUCCCCUCAUCCAUCAAUAUGAAGUCGACUACCAUUCUCUCUGUCCUGAUGGGCAUGACCACUCUCGUCUCUGCACUACCUGUUGCAGACGCCAAUGGCCUUGGCCUCGUCGAACCCAUUGGGCUUGCCAAGCGAAUGCCUCAAAAGAAGAUCGACGCAGUCGACGUUGAGAAGCGUCAAAAGAAGAUCGACGCUGUGGAUGUUGAGAAGAGACAGAAGAAGAUCGAUGCCGUCGACGUUGAGAAGAGGCAGAAGAAGAUUGAUGCAGUUGACGUUGAGAAACGCCAAAAGAAGAUUGACGCCGUAGACGUCGAGAAGCGUCAGAAGAAGAUCGAUGCCGUUGACGUUGAGAAGCGCCAAAAGAAGAUCGAUGCUGUCGACGUCGAGAAACGCGAACCUCAGAAGAAGAUCGACGCCGUCGAUGUCGAAAAGCGCCAGAAGAAGAUUGACGCAGUCGACGUUGAGAAGCGCGAACCCCAGAAGAAGAUCGAUGCUGUCGAUGUCGAGAAGCGUCAAAAGAAGAUUGAUGCUGUAGAUGUUGAGAAGCGCCAAAAGAAAAUCGACGCAGUUGACGUUGAGAAGCGUGAGCCUCAGAAGAAGAUCGACGCCGUCGAUGUUGAAAAGCGCCAGAAGAAGAUCGACGCUGUUGAUGUGGAGAAGCGCUCUCCUCAGAAGAAGAUUGACGCCGUCGACGUUGAGUAAAGCACUACUCUCAUUUUCACAGAUCGUCGGUUCUGUGAACAAUCACGCCCAGCCUACAAGAUUGCUUGGGAUCAUGACUUGGAUGAAUGACGAGGAAUUGGACGACAGACGGUAGUUGACAGAUAUGGUUGGGCAUGAUGUUAGGGUGGAUGCGAGGUAUCUUGUAGCCUAGUCCACUCGUUUGGUCGUACUUUGAGAAAUUGACUUU
This is a messenger RNA of Alternaria alternata, 1042 nucleotides long. RefSeq lists its product as hypothetical. The transcript is spliced from 3 exons. Lineage: Eukaryota; Fungi; Ascomycota; Dothideomycetes; Pleosporales; Pleosporaceae. Bases 151 to 834 code for a protein of 227 amino acids. The record is from RefSeq and is a predicted model, not a curated record.